AGAAAUAAAGCAAUAUGUUCUCCAAAAUAUUCGCUUUGAGCGCUGUGUUGGCUGUGGCUGCGGCUGGUCUCCUACCCCACCAACCUCAAUAUUCUUCAGCUGCUGCUGUUUCUUCACAGAAUAUAGUGCGCCACGAACAGAACCACGCUAUUUCUGCCGCUCCAGUUGCAUACCACGCUGCACCUGUGGCCUAUCAGGCGUCUCCCGUGCACUACUCUUCUGCCGCCGCUGUAUCUUCGCAAAGCAUUCAACGUCAUGAUCAACCUCAUGCCACUGUCGCCCACUACGCUGCCACACCCGUGGCUCAUUACGCUACCGCACCCAUCGCCCACUACGCUGCGGCUCCCGUUGCCCAUUACGCUGCUGCCCCUGUUGCUCACUAUGCUGCUCCCGCGCACAGAAUCGUAUCUGCUCAUGAGGAGGAAUACGCUCACCCCAAAUACGACUUCUCAUACUCCGUAGCUGACGGACACACUGGUGACAACAAGUCUCAACACGAGAGCCGCGACGGUGACGCCGUGCACGGCGAGUACUCUCUGCUCGAAGCUGACGGCUCUGUGCGCACAGUUCAAUACACCGCUGACGCACACAACGGUUUCAACGCCGUGGUCAGCAACUCUGCACCUUCCCACCACGCUGCACCCGCUCAGGGACAUAUCCUCGCUCACGUUUUUGCUUUGAGCGCUGUGUUGGCAGUGGCUGCAGCGGGUCUCUUGCCAGAACCUCAUUAUUCAUCAGCAGCUGCUGUUUCAUCGCAAAGCAUUGUUCGUCAUGAGCAGAACCAUGCUGCUGCUGCCCCAAUUGCGUACCACGCCGCACCAGUAGCAUACCACGCAGCACCUGUAGCCUACCACACUGCACCUGUAGCAUAUCAAGCUUCCCCCGUACACUACUCCUCGGCCGCCGCCGUAUCAUCACAAAGCAUACAGCGUCACGACCAGCAUAAUGGUGCUAUUGGUGGUGCUCAAACUGUACAGUACGCUGCUGCACCUAUAGCUCACUACUCUGCUACACCAGUAGCUCACUACGCUGCUGCACCCGUAGCUCACUACGCUACUGCCCCCAUUGCUCACUACGCUGCUCCAGCACACAAAAUCGUAUCUGCCCACGAGGAGGAAUACGCUCACCCCAAAUACGACUUCUCAUACUCCGUAGCUGACGGACACACUGGUGACAACAAGUCUCAACACGAGAGCCGCGACGGUGAUGCCGUGCACGGCGAGUACUCUCUGGUCGAAGCUGACGGCUCUGUGCGCACAGUUCAAUACACCGCUGACGCACACAACGGUUUCAACGCCGUGGUCAGCAACUCCGCACCUUCCCACCACGCUGCGCCCGCUCAGGGACAUCUUCUAGCCCAUCACUAAUAAUUAUCGACUCAUUGUUUAUUUAUUUAUUACAAAAACAUAAUCGUCAUUAUUGAAUAAAAAAUUUAAAACGA
Messenger RNA from Vanessa tameamea, 1441 nucleotides. Its product is annotated as histidine-rich protein PFHRP-II-like. The coding region runs from base 15 to 1367 and encodes 450 amino acids. Gene Ontology annotation, cellular component: extracellular matrix. The transcript has 3 exons. The record is from RefSeq and is a predicted model, not a curated record. NCBI's taxonomy places the organism in Eukaryota, Metazoa, Arthropoda, Insecta, Lepidoptera, Nymphalidae.